Messenger RNA from Fusarium keratoplasticum, 1035 nucleotides. RefSeq lists its product as uncharacterized. The transcript has a single exon. NCBI's taxonomy places the organism in Eukaryota, Fungi, Ascomycota, Sordariomycetes, Hypocreales, Nectriaceae. Bases 1 to 1035 code for a protein of 344 amino acids. The record is from RefSeq and is a predicted model, not a curated record.
AUGGAGCGCUCUAGCAAGCUAGCUGACCUGAAGCUCGUUUCCAAAUACUAUCCUGUCACCAACUACUCGUAUCCUCAAUAUCCCGAACGCCUCUCGCAGUAUGGACGAGAUCGCUUCUCCAACGACCGGGCCUCCCUGGGGUCCGACGCCUCUGCCCCGGGUCUGAUCGAUGAUCCGACCGACUCAGAAGUCUCCCUGGACGACGACUACCAGUACCAUGCCCACGCCGCCGAGCUAUGGGACAGCUUCUGGCUUCCCAGCAAGACGGACAACCUCGAGCUUCACCCUCGAAAGCAGUAUCCUGCAUUGAUUCCCUCCCCCCAGCAGAGACGAAGGCAAGCAGAGGAGCGCCGCGUCCCCGCAUGGCCCCUCCCUGACAGCCCCCGGCCCCGAAACCGAAAGCCGGCGGCGACCUACUCGCCCUUCCCGAAGCCGCUUCCACUUCCACCCCGGAGCACAUCGCUUGUGCCCUCGUGGCAAUGCUCGCGAUCAACAAAAGAAAAACCACAGCGACCCCCUCGUCCAGACGAUGAUGUGUGCGCUUUCCGGUCGCUGCAAAACUCACCGCUUGUUGCCCACUUCUCGACGUCUCCAGACCCAUGCCACCAGACGAAUUUGUCCCGGUCCGCCACACCAAAGGCGCAUCGCCCGACGACGUCUCUAGAGAUUCGGAUUUCAACCCCCGCAGAGACCGAGUCUUUUACUGAAGCACGGGCAAGCCACUCCGCUCCGCAUCUCGUCCUGGCAGAUGCUCUGCAUACAGCUCCCCUCAUGCACACAAAGACAUCGGUCCCCUGCCUCCGGCCGCUUCCGCCAGAGCCACAGCCGGAGGCCGACGCCGAGCCCCACUCGGUAUUCGAGUAUGAUGAUUCAGAUUCCGAAUCGGAAUCUUAUGGAGGCCGCUCGUUCUGGUUCCACCGUCGAUCCGCGAGCGACCAACGGAAGACUGGUCACCGGACAGCACCAUCAUCACCGCGUAAACGUCAAGGAGGCGACGUGAUUGGGCGGAUGCUAGGACGACGCAGCAGAGGAUGA